Molecule: messenger RNA, 450 nt
Organism: Letharia columbiana
Lineage: Eukaryota; Fungi; Ascomycota; Lecanoromycetes; Lecanorales; Parmeliaceae
Exons: 1
Coding region: 1-450 (149 amino acids)
Source: RefSeq, a predicted model, not a curated record
AUGCUAGUUCUCGGGGUCCACCGUAGCCCCAAACAUGGCGUCUCCAAGACUUCUCAACGCUCCAUCACGCUCUUGAAAGGUCUUGGCGUGGAAGGUGGCUUCCAUGUCGGCAAACUCAUUCAGCACCUCUGGCGAUUGAAAUACCAUGCAUCAAGAUCCAACCUGCACCAAGUGUUUCUGAUCCAGUCAGAAUUAUUCGACGAUCCUGACUUCUGUAGCAAAGAUGGUAUUCGCACCCAGCCAGGGCAAAUGGGCAAACACGUCACCACUACCGGCAUCGAUCACCUGGCGCUCAGCAAUGGCACAAGGCUCCACUUCGUGAACAAGAAGCACACGCAGGCUGCAUUCGGCAGUCACGACUGGCUUGUUUUCCAUGAGUCGUUUGUCCCUCCUCCUCAAGCACCUCGUCAGCAGCCUGCUACUGGAGGCUAUGUUCAUGACUAUGGCUAA